GAAGUAAAAAAUUCAAAAUGAAAUUACGAUGAGAGUACGGUAAAGGGAUAACGUUGGGACACCAGUACGGAUGUACACUUCAAGGAAGUCGGAAUCGUUUGAGAUAUAGGAUGGGUGCAUAGAAGGGAAGGAGACUCCUCUAAAACUAAUUUUUGUGUGGAGGUGAGAAGUUGGGAUUCCCCGAUCAAUUAAACAUGGCUGAGGAGAGGGAUCCAGUAGAGUUGGGCAUGGCACUCGGCGCAGAUUCGAACAUGAAAGAAGACAGCGUAACAGCUAAGAAGAGGGCAAAACGGUGGGCAAUCACCGCAGAUGCGAGCAUGGAAAGAGAGAAGGGGACGCUUGAUCAAGACGAAGAUGAAGAUGAAGAUGAAGAUGAAGAUGAUUUGUGUGUAGGUGAGAGGUUGGGAUUCUCCGAUCAAUCAAACGGGUCUAAGGAGAGGGAUCUAGUAGAUCAGUUGGGCGCAGAUUCAAACAUGAAAGAAGACAAGGUAACAAGUGAGAAGUGGAGGGCAGAUUCAACACUGAGCAGCUCAGAUUCGAUAAUGGAAGAAUGCCUUGUACCGCCUGAGGGGUGGCCCACGGCAAUGGUACCGGCAGUGAAACUGUCAAUGGCACCGGCAAUGGCAGAUGUGAACAUGGCAGGAGAAUGGGCAACUCAUGUUGAAAGAAAUAUAAGUGCUCCUUCCACACACGGACUCCUCGCCUCCCCUGAUGAAGAUGAAGAUGCGGAGCAUAAGAAAUUAAUGGACCGCCGCAUGCACGCGCAAGCGACCAAAGGAAAUCUUGAUGACUUUAAAAAAAUUUUAGGCUCGAUAUCCUCCGAACAGGACCUUCAACACUCAGAAAUUCUCUGCCAAGUUAGUCCCCGGAAAAACACAUGCCUCCACAUAGCAGCAAGCUUUGGACACCAUGAUCUUGCCAAGUACAUCGUGAAAGAGUGUCCAGAUCUUAUCAAAAAUAAAAACUCCAAAGGCGACACGGCACUUCAUAUUGCUGCUAGAAAAAGGAAUUUAUCUUUCGUUAAGAUUGUCAUGGAUUCAUGCCCUUCUGGAAGUGGCGCAUCCCAAGAUGUAGAGAAGGCUGAGCCUUCAUUGCUGGGAAUUGUCAACAAAGAAGGAAAUACAGUGUUGCAUGAGGCACUGAUAAACCGUUGCAAACAAGAAGAGGUGGUGGAGAUCCUUAUUAAGACAGAUCCCCAAGUGGCUUAUUAUCCGAAUAAGGAGGGAAAGUCACCAUUGUAUCUAGCUGCAGAAUCACACUACUUCCAUGUCGUAGAGGCUAUAGGAAACUCUGAAGUUGAGGAGCGCAUGAAGAACAGAGACCGCAAAGCCAAGCCGGCAGUCCAUGGUGCCAUUAUGGGAAAGAAUAAGGAGAUGUUGGAAAAAAUACUGGCCAUGAAGCUCGUCCACCAAAAAGACGAAGAUGGAAGGACUCCACUUCAUUGUGCAGCAUCCAUUGGAUAUCUCGAAGGAGUUCAAAUGCUGUUAGACCAAUCUAACUUGGAUCCAUAUCAAAUGGACUCUGAUGGCUUCUGUCCCAUCCAUGUUGCAUCAAUGAGAGGCAAUGUGGACAUUGUCAAAAAGUUGCUCCAGGUCUCCUCUGACUCAAUAGAGUUACUAAGCAAACGCGGUCAGAACAUUCUUCAUGUGGCAGCCAAGUAUGGUAAAGACAAUGUAGUCAAUUUUGUGCUCAAAGAAGAAAGGCUUGAGAACUUUAUAAAUGAGAAGGACAAAGGUGGAAACACGCCACUGCAUUUGGCAACCAUGCAUAGACAUCCCAAGGUCGUAAGCUCUUUAACAUGGGAUAAAAGAGUUGAUGUGAAUCUUGUGAAUGAUAGAGGCCAGACUGCUUUGAACAUUGUAUUACCAGUGAAGCAUCCACCUACAUUUCACCAGGCACUAAUUUGGACAGCACUCAAAUCUGCUGGUGCACGACCAGCGGGAAAUUCAAAGUUCCCACCCAAUAGACGUUGUAAACAGUACUCUGAAUCACCUAAAAUGGACAAGUACAAGGACAGGGUAAACACUCUUUUGUUGGUUUCGACCCUUGUUGCCACAGUGACAUUUGCUGCUGGUUUUACCAUGCCAGGUGGCUACAACAGCUCCGACCCAAAUGUCGGCAUGGCUGCCUUGCUGAUGAGAAAUAUGUUCCAAAUGUUCGUCAUCUGCAAUACCACUGCUAUGUAUACCUCCAUCCUCGCGGCAAUCAUCCUCAUCUGGGCACAGUUAGGUGAUCUCAAUUUGAUGGAUACUGCCCUCAGAUUUGCAUUGCCAUUCUUGGGGUUGGCCCUUACUGCGAUGUCCUUAGGCUUCAUGGCAGGUGUUUACCUGGUGGUCAGUAAUCUUCAUUGGCUUGCAAUUGUUGUCGUCAUUAUUGGAAUCAUCUUCCUUGUCGGUCUCCUAGUACCCUUUUUUUUACUUUUCCUCCCAAGUAAGUCUACUAAUCGUAUCCUUAGGCACAUCUCCUAUUAUCCGUUUCUUAUAUUGGUAUGGGCAUCUAAAAGCCCCGAAAUGAAACGGGAAGAUUAGCUCGCCCUGUUGAUGAUGUCUGCUAGCUCCAUCUUCCCCUAUGUUUGUUGCUUCUUUCAGCAUUAUCUUAAUGAGAAAGUAUGUUAUGUAUAAAUGCUUAGUGUGAUCAGAACUUCAAUAUAUUGACGGUGUUGUACAUGACCAUUUCUUAUAUAAAUCUAUGGUUUUUGGAUCUAUAA
Messenger RNA from Vitis vinifera (wine grape), 2707 nucleotides. RefSeq names its product protein ACCELERATED CELL DEATH 6. Gene Ontology annotation, molecular function: protein phosphatase 1 binding; protein phosphatase regulator activity. The coding region runs from base 195 to 2528 and encodes 777 amino acids. NCBI's taxonomy places the organism in Eukaryota, Viridiplantae, Streptophyta, Magnoliopsida, Vitales, Vitaceae. The transcript has 3 exons. Gene Ontology annotation, cellular component: plasma membrane. The record is from RefSeq and is a predicted model, not a curated record.